Molecule: messenger RNA, 631 nt
Organism: Ruditapes philippinarum (Manila clam)
Lineage: Eukaryota; Metazoa; Mollusca; Bivalvia; Venerida; Veneridae
Exons: 3
Coding region: 2-631 (209 amino acids)
Source: RefSeq, a predicted model, not a curated record
CAUGAAAAAACGUAAGAGUUCCGGGAAAAACAUUUUAAUGGUGCCGCAGAUAACUAUAAAAAAUCAGUCGGACAUCGAAGAUAGAAAAGCCGGAAUAUUUCAGAGACUUGGCCUAAAAGAUGACGAGGAAAAUGAUUCCGACUCCAAAAAAGAGCGGAAAAGAAAGCGGGGCAUUGACGAAGAACUGAUGAAACUUCUGCAUGAACAAGAGGCGGAAAUUGAAGAGGAAGAUUUAGAACUUCUGUCGAAGAAAGAGAAAAAGAAGUUGUUGAAAAGGUUGUUAACUCAGCAAGGGAGAGAAGAGGAAUAUGAGCUGUUAAGAAAGAAGAAGAAAAAAGGAUUAAAGAAGAAGAGAGAGUACAAAGAUCUGGAUGAUGAGAGGGAAUCCAAGAGGAAGAUUAAUGUACAAAGUGAAAAAGCAGAUGACGAUGCAGGGGAAGAUGUAGAUUUAGAAGAUCUUCAGUCAGAGGAUGAAAUACAACUUGAAGAAGAAGAAGAGACAGAGAUAAUACAUACUGAAGAAGUUGAAAAAGAGCAAAAGAAUUGUAAAGAGGCAAAGAGGAACAUCCAAAGAGAAAAAGAUGAAAAGGAGUUGAAAGCUGCGCGAGCUCUCUUGAACCCAAGUCUUUAG